AUGCAAAACGAUCAGUACAAUCGACGUAAUUUAUCAUUAUCACGAUGGAUCCGAAAUUGGCUUAAGAUUUCAACAGUGAUCUGUGCCUUGGAUGUUGUUUAUACCAUGCUUCGUCCAUAUACCUUACGGGGCAAUACACUGGGAAUUUUCUAUGAAUUAUGGAAUAUCUAUAGUGACGUUGAUCUGAGAUAUGCUACAACCAAUGAUAUUGUUACAAUGGCUACUGGACGCCUAAUGAUUAUCGAGAUAAUCUUGAAUAUUGUUGCACUUUGUCUGGUAAGCCUUACUUACUUAGAAGUUGAGCUGUUUUAG
Molecule: messenger RNA, 312 nt
Organism: Loa loa (African eye worm)
Lineage: Eukaryota; Metazoa; Nematoda; Chromadorea; Rhabditida; Onchocercidae
Exons: 2
Coding region: 1-312 (103 amino acids)
Source: RefSeq, a predicted model, not a curated record